Messenger RNA from Anthostomella pinea, 654 nucleotides. The record is from the annotation of a GenBank genome assembly. NCBI's taxonomy places the organism in Eukaryota, Fungi, Ascomycota, Sordariomycetes, Xylariales, Xylariaceae.
AUGGUUUCGUUCACUUCCCUCCUCGUCGCCGCGUCGGCCUUUGUCGGUACCCUUGCUGCCCCUAGCGAGUCACCACUGGCAAAGGGCAUCACGACGAGCGAGACCGGCACGAACAAUGGAUACUACUAUUCGUUCUGGACCGACGGCGGGGCCGACGUCACGUAUACGAACGGCGACGCUGGCGAGUACAGCGUGACCUGGUCUGGCGAUGGCAACUUCGUUGGUGGAAAGGGGUGGGCCACGGGUAGCGACCGGGUCAUCACGUUCUCCGGCACGUACAGCCCGGACGGCAAUAGCUAUCUGUCCGUAUACGGCUGGACUCAGAGUCCUCUGAUCGAGUACUACAUCGUUGAAAGCUACGGCACCUACAACCCCGGCUCAGGCGGCACGUACCAGGGCACCGUCGACUCGGACGGCGCAACGUACGACAUCUACACCGCCACGCGCACCAACGAGCCUUCGAUCGAGGGCACGUCGACCUUCACGCAGUUCUGGUCCGUCCGCCAGUCCAAGCGCAGCAGCGGCACCGUCACCACCGCCAACCACUUCACCGCGUGGGCCGCGCUCGGCCUGGAACUGGGGACUUACAACUACCAGAUCGUGGCUACCGAGGGCUACUACAGCAGCGGCUCUUCGAGCAUCACCGUUUCCUGA